Perca fluviatilis (European perch) is the source of this 1691-nucleotide messenger RNA. It is a transcript of the gene creb3l4, whose product is annotated as cAMP responsive element binding protein 3-like 4. Gene Ontology annotation, molecular function: RNA polymerase II cis-regulatory region sequence-specific DNA binding; DNA-binding transcription factor activity, RNA polymerase II-specific. Bases 273 to 1544 code for a protein of 423 amino acids. The record is from RefSeq and is a predicted model, not a curated record. Lineage: Eukaryota; Metazoa; Chordata; Actinopteri; Perciformes; Percidae. The transcript is spliced from 11 exons. Gene Ontology annotation, cellular component: nucleus. Gene Ontology annotation, biological process: regulation of transcription by RNA polymerase II.
AACAAACCACACUGAAGCUAUAAUAGAGAGGAGGAAGACGCCGACUUGUUGUGUUGUGCAGGCUGGACUAUAGGCUGGAGGCUGGACCCCGGACCCGGACGCGGAGCUGCCAGCUGGACUCUUUAUUAUUCCCCGUAAGAACCGAGAGAAAGCAGCGGGUUGAAGCGGUUCGUGUUGCCCGCCCUGCGGCCGCGGAGGGGCCGCUGUGUGAUGAACCAGCCGACGGACUGAAGUCUUCGGAAAGAAACCCAAGCAGCUGUCAGCGCACAGCCAUGGAUGCAGAGAACGGCGAGCUGUUCGCCGCCGGCGUGGCGGCAGACGGCUGGCAGCUCGACGCUCCCUUCUCCUGCUCCGACCUCGUGUUCAGCGGCUCGGCGAAACCCCUGCAGGACUGGGUGGUGGACCCCGACUGUACGCUGAACGACAGCGAAUCGGAGGACGUCCUUCACGGCGUGGACCCAAACGAGGUGUUCCCCAGCGGGCUGCCUGCAGACUGCUCGUCCGAGAGCGACAGCGGCAUCUCGGAGGACCCCGUCGCCGAGAGUCCCUUCACCGCGGCGACCGCGACCACCCCGCAGCCGGCCACCGUGUACCAGGUGGUUUAUGACAUCAGCGGCCUCGGCGCCGUGAAGACGGAACCGGGACUGGAGAACGUCAUCUCCAUAGAGCUCGAUGCGUGGAGCUCCCAGAUGUUGUUUCCAGACUCGUGCGUCGUGAACGAGCUUCCCGUGGCGCCGCCGGCUCGCCUCGACGGACGUCUGACCGUCGGCGACCCUCCCGGCCCCGACGCUCACCUGCUGUCCCCGGAGCUGCAGCUGACGGAGGAGGAACAGAAGCUGCUGACGAAAGAAUCUCUCUUGCCCAACAACCUCUCCCCACGUCACACUGCCGAGGAGAGGAUCCUGAAGAGAGUUCGCAGGAAAAUACGCAACAAGCAGUCGGCCCAGGACAGCCGGCGCCGGAGGAAGGAGUACAUCGAUGGGCUGGAGGGCAGGGCUGCAGCUUGCUCAGCACAGAACAAGGAGCUGCAGAGGACCGUGGAGCAGCUGGAGAAACGCAACAUGUCUCUGCUGAGUCAGCUGCGACAGCUUCAAUCUCUGAUCAAACAGACGGUCAGUAAAGGAGCCCAGACCAGCACCUGCUUACUGAUCAUCCUGGUGUCUCUGGGUCUGAUCAUCCUGCCCAGUUUCAGUCCGUUCAGCCGCAGCACGUCUGCAGACGACGACUACAGACCCACAGGAGUUAUUUCCAGAAACAUCCUGACUGACCCCUCCUCCUCCUCCUCCUCCUCCUCCUCCUCCUCCCAGCCGACAGCGGACAACGCCGAUGCUCCGGCUGUGCCGCCCGCUGAACUCGGCCAAUCGGAACCUCCGGAUGGCACCGCAGGCUUCGAUGGGACGGCUCAGGAGGGGAGCCAAUCGGGGAACGGCUCGGCUCUCGUCGCCGGGGAGACGGAGACGGAGCCGCUGGCGCUCGGUCUGAGAGCGGCGGCGGGGAAAGGAAGCCGAAAUCCCGCCAAACCUGCACAUGCCGACGAGAUGUAGACGCUUUCAACCACUAUGACUGGACUUCAUGUUCAACGUCUCGCUCAAAGGCUACAUUUACAUUGCUACGUUUUGGUUUAAAAAACGCUACGUUUCCCCCUCUCAUUCCCCCUGCGCUGGCGUGUCCCCCUCUCAUUCCCCCUGCUC